Molecule: messenger RNA, 556 nt
Organism: Monomorium pharaonis (pharaoh ant)
Lineage: Eukaryota; Metazoa; Arthropoda; Insecta; Hymenoptera; Formicidae
Source: RefSeq, a predicted model, not a curated record
AUGGGCUUCACGUUGCGAGACACAUCAUCAUCAUCAUCAUCAUUCAAUCAUCAAUCAUCAUCAGCAUCAUCAUCAUCAUCAUCAGCAGCAGCAGCAGCAUCAUCAUCAUCAUCAUCAUCAUCAUCAUCAUCAUCAUUAUCAUCAUCUCAUCAUCAUCAUCAUCAUCAUCAUCAUCAUCAUCAUCAUCAUCAUCACCAUCAUCACCGGUAACAGCGAGCAAAAAUCUUGUAGAGUUUUGGCCUCUCUCGUGACCGAACGCGCGACGGACACAGACAGACGGACAGACGAAUGUCGUCACGCGCGAACGUACGCACUUGUCCUUCGCGAGAAUUGUGAUGUGAUUAUGGUCACCUGUCAUCGUUAUCGUCAACGUCAACCGAACGGUUAUCCGUAAGGUAUGCCUCUUUUGAGGUAUGCUCCUUGUCCCAUAUUUUCCACAACAGCAGCAACGGGAGCGAGAGCGCGUGGCGCGGACGACUGCGAUCAGUACGAUCGGUCGCGUUGUUAAACUUGGAUCGGCGCGAGACGAUAAGGAGCCAGUGACGGCGGAGGAAAA